UCGGCCUUUGAUACCAAUAGAAGGACAAGUUGUGAACUCGUUCGAAAAAUUGCUAAUUAUAUCAAUCUCUACAUGAAACAAGUAAAUGUAUAUCUACAUUUAUGUGAUACAUGACCAGUCUGUAAGACGUACACGCCAAUUAAAAAAAAAUCACUCUUCAGAAUGGAUACGGGUGAAAAAACUUACACAUGUGAUGUCUGUGGUAUAGAUGUCAGUAACUUCAGAUCUCAUACGAUACAUACAAGGACCCAUACUGCUGAUAAACCUUACACAUGUGAUGUGUGUGUUAAAGGAUUUAGUGACAAAAAAGGCUUCCUUCAACACAUGAUUAUUCAUAGUGUUGAUAAACAGGAUAAACCUUAUAAAUGUGAUGUGUGUGGUAAAAGUUUUAGGUUCGAUAAAACCUUAACAAAACACACACAAACUCAUACUGGUAAUAAGCUUUAUACAUGUGAUGUAUGUGGUCAAGGGUUUACUAACUCCAGAAACUGUACAAAACAUAAAAGAAAUCAUACUGAUGAAAAACGUAACACAACAUGUGAAUUAUGUGGUCAAAGGUUUAAUCACAAAAGUAACUUGAUAAGACACAUGAGAAUUCACACAGGUGAUAAGCGUGAAAAACCUUACACAUGUGAUUUUUGUGGUAAAGGAUUUGGUUACUAUAAAUCAUAUAAGAAACAUACAAAAACUCAUACUAGUGUAAAACCUUUCAUAUGUGAUGUAUGUGGUAAAGGGUUCAAUAUCUGCAGUUCCUUAACGGCACACACAAGAAUGCAUACCGGUGAAAAACCUUACACAUGUGAUGUUUGUGGUAAACAUUUUGGUAGAAAAAGUGACUGCAAUAAACACAUGACAAUUCAUACUGGUUAUAAAUAUAAUAAACGUUACACAUGUGAUAUAUGUGGUAGAGAAUUUGACAACAACAGUGAUUUCCACAAACACAUGCGAACUCAUACUGGUGACGAAUUUUACAAAUGUGAUGUAUGUGAAAAAGGGUUUAGUGACAUCACUUCCCAUAAUAGACACAUGAAAACUCAUACUGAUGAAAAUCUGAAUACCAGAGAAGCGUGUGAUAAAGGAUUAAGCGACAAAUGUAACUUUGAUACACACACGAAAAUUCAAACUUGUGAUAAACCUUACCAAUGCGAUGUGUGUGGUAAAGAGUUUGGCAACAAUAGUUCUUUUCUUAGACACAUGAGAACUCAUACAGGAGAUAAGCCUUACAAAUGCGAUGUAUGUGGUAAGGAGUUUGGCAAGAACAGUUCAUGUCUUAGACACAUGAGAACUCAUACUGGUGAGCAACACAGACCUUACAUUUGUGAUGCAUGUGGUAAAGGGUUUAAAUCAAAUCAGGAUUUAAUCACACACAUUAGAAUACAUACAGGUGAAACACCUUACAAAUGUGAUGUAUGUGGUAAAGGUUUUAGAAGUAUCAGAUCCCUUCAUAUACACAUGAUAACUCAUACAGAUGAAAAACCUUACACAUGUGAUGUAUGUGGAAAAGGGUUUAGGGACAAGAGCACCGUCCGUAUACACAUGAAAACUCAAAGUUGUACUCAUAAUACUCUAACAAAUGAGAAACCUUAUAAAUGUAGUGUUUGUGGGAAAGAGUUUAGCCUCAAUAGUACCUGUCUUUUACACAUGAAACUGACUCAUGCAGGUGAAUAUCUUACCAAUGCUGUGUAUGUGGUAGACAGUUUAGAGACACCAGACACUAUAAUAAACACAUGAUAACACAUACUAGUGAAAACCUCGCACAUGUGAUGUAUGUGGUAAACAGUUUAGUGACACCAGACUUCUAUGAUAGACACAUGUGAACUCAUACUUGUAAAAACCUUGCAUACGUGUUGUAUGUGGUAGACAAUUAAG
This is a messenger RNA of Mytilus trossulus (common blue mussel), 1869 nucleotides long. Its product is annotated as zinc finger protein 227-like. Gene Ontology annotation, cellular component: nucleus. The record is from RefSeq and is a predicted model, not a curated record. The coding region runs from base 163 to 1731 and encodes 522 amino acids. The transcript has 2 exons. Lineage: Eukaryota; Metazoa; Mollusca; Bivalvia; Mytilida; Mytilidae. Gene Ontology annotation, biological process: regulation of gene expression.